CGGCUAUGCUUUCCCGAGCGGGAACCUGGACCAACUAAAACGUCCGAAGUUGAGCCACCGCGAGCCAUUUCUCAAUAUAUUCUCAGUCUAUUCAAUUGAACUUGGACUGCUUGUUACUCUGUUUUUAUAGCAAAUAGCCCUGUGUCAGCCAACCCGCAUCAAGUCUGGGAACAUUCUGAUGCUGAAAAUCUCCAGGAUAGUCAGACCCAAAAAACUUCAAUUCAAACGUGCCUCGUUCGUCGCAGUGCGCCUCAGGUCCUUUUCUUUCACAUCCACAUACCAGAAAAUGGCAGACACAAAAUCAGCACGAGACCCUAUCGUUGAAGCUCUUCACGAGUUUACAACAUGUGAUGUCUCGGACGCGCUCUGCAAGCUCAAGUUCCGCAACGGAGGCUUCCUCUCGGGCCUCAUCAUGUGGUCCCCGGAACGACAAUCCGGAACGACCAAGAUUGUCGGACCGGCUUACACGGUCAAAUACGUGUCCAACGACGACCCUACGCCAAAGCUUUCAUACCACUAUAUCGACUCUGUUCCCCAAGGCGCCGUGAUCUUUGUCUCAUGCCCGCCGAGAGUGCCGAAUGCGGUCUAUGGCGGCCUGAUGUCGACUCGGGCCCAGGCAAGUGGUGCUGUUGGGUCUGUCAUAGAUGGCCGCUUCAGGGAUGUUCAGGAGCAUAGGGAUCUGAACUAUCCGAUCUUUGCGCGCGACACAGGGACAUCGCCACCCGCUGAGCUGGUCAAGGUGGUCGGCGUCAACGUCCCGGUGAAGCUGGCUACGAACGAUCAGGACAUGACGGUCAAUGCGGGCGAUUAUCUGAUCGCGGACCUCAACGGCGUGGUGGUGUUGCCUAAGGCUCUAGCCGAGCAGGCAUUGCCUCUGAUGAAGAAGCAGGUGGAGGCGGACUCCAAGAUGGCAGAGGAAAUCAAGAAGGGGAUGUCGUUUACGGAGGCGAGCAAGAAGUUUAGAAAUUAAGGCUAUGAUACAUACUCAACCUAUGAAUGUCGCCGCCACAGGGAGCAAUCCAUGAUUUAAAGAAAAGCCACCAAGAUAAUAUUGAUCCAGUGAAAAAAGGUCCAUUUCCA
Messenger RNA from Pyricularia oryzae 70-15, 1080 nucleotides. RefSeq lists its product as uncharacterized. The transcript has 4 exons. The record is from RefSeq and is a predicted model, not a curated record. The coding region runs from base 179 to 970 and encodes 263 amino acids. Lineage: Eukaryota; Fungi; Ascomycota; Sordariomycetes; Magnaporthales; Pyriculariaceae.